Molecule: messenger RNA, 2587 nt
Organism: Mus pahari (shrew mouse)
Lineage: Eukaryota; Metazoa; Chordata; Mammalia; Rodentia; Muridae
Product: keratin, type I cytoskeletal 26
Exons: 8
Coding region: 57-1445 (462 amino acids)
Molecular function (GO): structural molecule activity
Source: RefSeq, a predicted model, not a curated record
UAAAAUUUGGCUUCGAACCUCUCUGGGGAAGAAGGCUGCCGUGCUGUGCCAUCGCCAUGUCUUUUCGGUUUUCGGGGGGAUCCAGGGUCUGUUCUCGAGCUGGGUCCGUCAGGCUGUCCAGAGGAGGGGCAGGCUUUGUGGCUGGGAAUGUGUGUGUUGGGCCUGGAGCCGAAGGCAGCUUUUCUUGCACCCUUGGGGGCAUCUCUUCUGGAGGAAGCUUUGCCAGCGAGGGGUCAGGUAGGGGAAAUAGCAUUGGCUUCCUUAACAAUGAGCCAGGACUCUUCUCUGGGAACGAGAAGGUGGCCAUGCAGAACCUCAAUGACCGUCUGGCAUUGUACCUGAACCAUGUGAGUGCCCUGGAGGAGGCCAACACUGACCUGGAAAAGAAGAUCGAGGGCUGGUAUGAGAAGGGUGGGCCUGGCAGCGGCCGUAGACUUGACCAUGACUGCAGCCGGUAUUUCUCAGUCAUUGAGGAUUUGAAACGACAGAUCCUGUCUAUGACCACCUGCAAUGCCAACCUUGUCCUUCAAAAUGACAAUGCCAGACUCACAGCUGAUGACUUCAAGAUGAAGUAUGAAAAUGAACUGGCUCUGCACCAGAGUGUUGAGGCUGACACCAACGGUCUUCGCAGAGUGUUGGACGAGCUGACGCUGUCGACCACCGACUUGGAAAUACAACGGGAGGCUCUGAGCGAGGAGCUGACGUACCUCCAAAAGAACCACGAGGAGGAAAUGGGAGUUCUGCAGAAUGCAUCAGGGGGGAACAUCAAUGUGGAGAUGAACGCAGCCCCCGGCGUGGAUCUAACCGCCAUGUUGAACAACAUGAGGGCCGAAUAUGAAGAUUUGGCUGAGCAGAACCGGAAAGAUGCAGAGGCCAGCUUUAAAGAGAAGAGUGCAUCACUGCAGCAACAGAUUUCAGAUGACGCGGGAGCAGCCACGGCAGCCAGAAAUGAGCUGAUGGAACUGAAACGCAACCUGCAGACUCUGGAGAUAGAGCUUCAAUCCAUCACGGCUAUGAAACAAUCCUACGAAAAUUCAUUGGCUGAGACGGAAGGGAAUUACUAUGCUCAACUCCAGCAAAUUCAGGAGCAGAUUGGGGCACGGGAGGAGCAGCUGCAACAAAUCCGAACAGAGACUGAAGGCCAGAAGCUGGAGCACGAGCAGCUGCUGGGCAUCAAAACCUGUUUAGAGAAGGAGAUUGGCACAUACUGCAACUUACUAGAUGGAGAGGAACAGAGAAGUGAAUCCACAAGUUACAAACCAAAGGAUAGCAAGCCUGCAAGUGAAUUCAAUGACUCAGCAGAAGAAACAUUUGCCAGAACAGUGGCUGAAGAGCUAGAUCAACUUGGCAACCUCCUGUCCCUGAGAGUGCACUCCGUGGAAGAAAAAUCCUCUAAGAUCAGCAAUAUCACCAUGGAGCAGCGGGUGCCUUCCAAAGCCCCAUAGUGAUGGCAAGAUCAUUCAUCAAACAAAAAAGCUGCCCCUGCAGAAUCCCUUAGGUCAAGUAGCGCAAGAAAAUCAUCCAUGCCUGUUCCUACAAGUCAAACGACUAGACUCAAGUUUCCUUUUCUUCUUCCUCUUCCUACAAUGUCUUGGGCGAUGCAAACGGAGGCACCAGGACACUUGGCUUUGACAGAGAAAGGAAUUUCAUGGACAGACAAUAUGAAGCAGAGUUGGAGAUUUAUUAAAAAGCCAUUUUUAACUUAGAUCUAAAGCACAGGGGUCGGUAGAGAGGUGUUUGGGACAGGGGUGAGACAUACCCAAGCAUCAGUGUGGGCUUCUCCUGGGAAAGUCACACUUAGGUAUCUUUAUCAAAGAUAUAUAUGGAAUUUUGGUACCUCUCAAGUUAUAUCUCUAAAGGUUACAGGAAACGGCCCUCUCAUUUCUUCAAUAUUGCUCGAAGGGUGCAGCUCAGAAGAAGGUUUAAACUUAAAAAUAGUUUCCUUCAGUAAACAGGUUGUAAGAUAGAUUGGCGGAGGUGUGGUUCAGACGAAGAAGUGUUAGAAACUCAGAGUAAUGUGUCAUGCUGGUCCUGAGGAAGUACGGUUUAGCUCGAUGGGUGUCUCUGGAGAAGUUUGUUUAUGUGUACUGUGUCUGUGGUAUACUACGUCGCAGGCCAUUUGGGCUGCACCGGACAUUUCUGAUGGGAUUUCUAAUGUUUCAGGUCUUUCUCAGGAGAAGAGUCGGGUCAGACUCUAGGAUGAAAGGCCUAAUGGUUUUCAUCCUUUUCUUCCCAUGUCACAAUAAAGUUCCUAUCUGUCUGCGCAGCCCAGUGCUAUGGUGAGCCUUUCCAAGAAAGGGGACAACCUCAGUAGCCUUUGAUUUUAUUUUGUGAACCUUUGUGCAUUCCAUAAAGAGCUCUUCUGUUGCUAAUUAGUUUUAAAUAUCUGCUUCUUUUCCAUGUCCACAGCUGAUCCCCAUAAGACUAUGCCAAGGAUGUAACAAGAAAACACAGUGCUUCACCUCAAUGUCACAUUUGCCUCGAUAACAAUAGAAAGGACACUGGUCCUAACCUUGGGUCCUAAAUCCCAGUUUGCUGUGUAAAUGACCUCUUUGAUCUUCUAUGGGUAUUAAUGUAUCCAUGGCUC